GUCAUCUUCCUGAAAUCACUGAAAGCUGAAGAUGGAUAUUAAGCGCGUGAAGGACUAUAUCUAUUGGCUGUACUACCAGUACCUACUGAUCACCUGCAGCUACGUGCUGGAGCCCUGGGAGCAGUCCAUGUUCCACACCAUCACCGUGACUGUUUUCGCUAUGGUGGUGUACACGGCUUACGUCUUCGUCCCCAUCCACGUCCGCCUGGCUUUUGAGUUCUUCUCCCAGAUAUUUGGAGGCCAGCCCGAAAGCACGGUUUCCAUCGUGAACUGAACUUGCCCGAGUCGUGAUUAGCAGCUCUUGCAAAUUGUGAAAUGCAUUGUCUUCUUCAAUUUUGUAUAUUUAUUCUGCAGCAGUUUUGCAGUUAUGAAAAUACCAUUUUUCUCUUACAAAAAUCUGGCUUGCUUAAUUACCAUCGCUGAAAACCAGAAUAAUGCACUGACCACCGGCUGCACAGUCCCCGUUCAAUGAAACACAGGCCAGCUUUUGCUGGGGGAUAAUAAAACACAUCGCCUGGAAUGCCAUGUGUAACUAAUAUUCACCCGGCUCCCACUUUCAGCACCCUCAUUUAAUCACACUGGCAUGGAUGAACCAGCAAAGGCCGUUUAUGAUGGCUGUGAGGAGGUGUACUACGCUCAAUAUACACAAAGAAGUUCUGCCAACAGAGUGCAGUGGCAAAACAUGCCAUGCCUUCUUUGACCUAGGUUAGAGAAUAUAAGGAGAUGAGUAAAAUACAGCGUGAUUUGAGUACUAAUAUCUGGCUGGUUAUCAACUUCUGGUUUUUAAUUGAUGGGAGAGGAAAUUAGAAGAGAAAGUAAUAGGAACUUGAAUCCAACUUUUUGCAUCUAAGCAGCUGCAUCUGACUUUAGAUGGUCUAAGAGUAA
Athene cunicularia (burrowing owl) is the source of this 885-nucleotide messenger RNA. RefSeq names its product serine palmitoyltransferase small subunit B (gene SPTSSB). Gene Ontology annotation, molecular function: serine C-palmitoyltransferase activity. NCBI's taxonomy places the organism in Eukaryota, Metazoa, Chordata, Aves, Strigiformes, Strigidae. Gene Ontology annotation, cellular component: serine palmitoyltransferase complex. The transcript has a single exon. Bases 32 to 274 code for a protein of 80 amino acids. Gene Ontology annotation, biological process: endoplasmic reticulum organization; ceramide biosynthetic process. The record is from RefSeq and is a predicted model, not a curated record.